GAAGGUGCGGGGUGGAAGGCACCCAACGGUCCCGCAAAUAGCCUCUCCCCAGGAAGGAGGGGAGGACACGCAGGCAGGGAACAGUCUGCGCACGCGUCGUGGGCGCUUUUUUUUUUUUUCUUCCCUCCCCCUCCCCCUUCCCCUCCCUCCCGCGGCCCCGGAAGCGGGAGCCCGAGAGGACGCCAUGGAGAAGUACGAGCGGAUCCGGGUGGUGGGGAGAGGCGCCUUCGGGAUCGUGCACCUGUGCCUGCGGAAGGCCGACCAGAAGCUGGUGAUCAUCAAGCAGAUCCCGGUGGAGCAGAUGACCAAGGAUGAGCGGCUGGCGGCCCAGAACGAGUGCCAGGUGCUCAAGCUGCUGAACCACCCCAACGUGAUCGAGUACUACGAGAACUUCCUGGAGGACAAGGCCCUCAUGAUCGCCAUGGAGUAUGCACCAGGCGGCACGCUGGCGGAGUACAUCCAGAAGCGCUGCAACUCCCUGCUGGACGAGGAGACCAUCCUGCACUUCUUCGUGCAGAUCCUGCUGGCCCUGCACCACGUGCACAGCCACCUCAUCCUGCACCGAGACCUCAAGACCCAGAAUAUCUUGCUGGACAAACAGCGCAUGAUCGUCAAGAUAGGGGACUUUGGCAUCUCCAAGAUUCUGAGCAGCAAGAGCAAGGCCUACACGGUGGUGGGAACCCCGUGUUACAUCUCCCCCGAGCUGUGCGAGGGCAAACCCUACAACCAGAAGAGCGACAUCUGGGCCCUGGGCUGUGUCCUCUAUGAGCUGGCCAGCCUCAAGAGGGCCUUCGAGGCGGCGAACCUCCCAGCCCUGGUCCUGAAGAUCAUGAGCGGCACCUUUGCGCCCAUCUCUGAUCGCUAUAGCACGGAGCUCCGGCAGCUGGUGCUGAGUCUGCUGAGCCUGGAUCCCGCCAGGCGGCCCCCGCUGAGCCACAUCAUGGCCCAGCCCCUGUGUGUGCGAGCGCUGCUCAAUCUCUACACCGACGUGGGCAGCGUCAGGAUGAAAAGGGUGGAGAAGCCCCUGGGUGGCAUACCCCCUGUGCCAGGCAGCCGAACAGGCAGUAGGCCAAGCGGCCCCCGAUCCCGAGGUGAGGCCUUGAACAAUAACAUCACACUCCUGUGGAGCCGGCCAGGUGUGCCCCAGGGGCCAUCCCGGCCGGCCAUCCCCCCUCCCCUGUCCUCUGUCUACACCUGGGGUGGCGGGCUCAGCGUGCCCACGAGGCUGCCCAUGCUCAACACGGAGGUGGUCCAGGUCUCGUCCGGGCGCACCCAGAAGGCCGGCGUCACCCGGUCGGGCCGCCUCAUCCUGUGGGAGGCGCCCCCCAUGGGCGUGGGGGGAGGCGUCCUGCUGCCCGGAGCCUUGGAGCAGCCACAACCCCAGUUCAUCUCAAGGUUCCUGGAGGGCCAGUCGGGCGUGACCAUCAAGCACGUGGCCUGCGGGGACCUCUUUACCGCUUGCCUCACUGACCGAGGCAUCAUCAUGACUUUCGGCAGCGGCAGUAACGGCUGCCUGGGCCAUGGCAGUUUCACUGACCUCAGCCAGCCUACAAUUGUGGAGGCCCUGCUGGGCUAUGAGAUGGUGCAGGUGGCCUGUGGGGCCUCCCACGUCUUGGCCCUAUCCACAGAGCGGGACCUGUUUGCCUGGGGCCGUGGGGAUGGCGGCCGACUGGGGCUGGGCACCAGGGAGUCCCACAGCUCCCCACAGCAGGUGCCCGUGCCCCCUGAACAGGAAGCCCAGUGGGUUGUGUGUGGCAUUGACUCAUCUAUGAUCCUCACAGUCCCUGGCCGGGCCCUGGCCUGUGGGAGCAACAGGUUUAACAAGCUGGGAUUGGACCGAGUGUCCCCUGGAGAGGAGCCCACCCCAACUGACCAGGUGGAAGAAGCCCUGAGCUUUAUGCCCCUUGGCUCUGUACCCCUGGACUCAGAGCCGCUGGUCAGCGUCGAUGUAGGCACUGCCCACUCUGCUGCCGUAACAGCCUCUGGAGAAUGCUACACAUUUGGCAGCAACCAGCAUGGGCAGCUGGGCACCAGUGCCCGACGGGGCAGCCGAGCCCCGUGCUUGGUGGCAGGGCUCCAGGGCAUCAAGGUGGUGAUGGUGGCUUGUGGGGAUGCCUUCACUGUGGCCAUUGGUGCAGAAGGAGAUGUGUACACCUGGGGCAAAGGUGCCCGUGGCCGCCUGGGGCGGAAGGAUGAAGAUGCUGGGCUCCCCAGGCCUGUGCAGUUGGAUGAGGCUCAGCCCUACACAGUGACCUCUGUGGCCUGUUGCCAUGGGAACACCCUGCUGGCCAUCCGCCCUGCCACAGAGGAAUCCAUACCACCUUGAGGAUCUCAGGCCACAAGAGAGAACAGAUACCUCCCCCUCCUCCCUCCUUGCCACCCCCAGCUGGUAUUGGGUGGCACUAGCUGGCUCUGCCUUCCAUAACUGUCAAAAGCAUUUGGGCCCGUAUUCUAUGGUGCUCCCCUCUAGUCAUGCACAGGGCACAAAGCCUUCCACGGGAUUGGAAACACCAGGCUUUGCCCCCCAACUCCUCCUUCAGCCCCUGCUUUGUCAUGCUAGGCUUGCCUGGGGGCAUUCCGGCCUGGUUUGGGUUCCUAAAAGCUUCUGUAGACAACCUGGGCAGGCAGGGAUGGGGCAGGUAUCAUGCCAGGCCUCUGGGAGACAGGCAUGGAGUGUCUCCCCAAGACAUGUCCACAGUCCAGGACAGGCAAUUCGUGGCCCCUGGACCUGUGUGGAGCCUGGAUGCCGGGGCGCGGGACACACGGCUCCAAGAGGCAUGAAGAGGCAUGUUUGGGCCUGUCCCUCUGCUUGCCUGGGGGAGGGAGACCAUCAGGAAGGGCAGCUGCCACCCCCACACCUGGCAGCACUAGUGGGUAUCAGGGAGAUUCUGGAGGGCACCUGGGUAUCCGCAGAGGUGUGAAGUAUAGAAAUUGGCCUGGCAAAGCUGUCCAGGGAGGCCAGAACAGGGGGCGGUGGCGCAGCUUCAGGCAAGUUUGCUCCUUUUUGGGGUCUGCAGGCCUUCUCCACAGGACUUUCCAGGGCUUGUGCUGGAAGGAGCAUCUCUGUGUGCUCUCUGAGAGGGGCCUGCAGUGCCCCCUCAGGGAGGUGACUGGGGUGGGGUGGGGGCUCCCACAGGGCUGGGAAGUGGCGCAAAUAAAGCAAGCUAAAGACCA
Molecule: messenger RNA, 3174 nt
Organism: Gracilinanus agilis (Agile Gracile Mouse Opossum)
Lineage: Eukaryota; Metazoa; Chordata; Mammalia; Didelphimorphia; Didelphidae
Gene: NEK8
Product: NIMA related kinase 8
Exons: 16
Coding region: 185-2326 (713 amino acids)
Biological process (GO): protein phosphorylation
Molecular function (GO): protein kinase activity; ATP binding
Source: RefSeq, a predicted model, not a curated record